ACCUUACUGCAGUGUGACUGUGUGGUAAGAUGGUGGCUGUGAUAAUGGGGCUUAAAGAAUGUGUGCUUGGGCUUUUAGUGCUGGUUGCAUUUGAUCAAGUGUACAGUGCCAGACUAGAACCCAGACUGUUUCACCCUCGAGUGUCUCAGCCCCGGGUGCUGACGGAAGAACCUCAAAGGGUUGAUCCUCUGCUUGGGGAGCAGUGGAGUCCAAUCCAAGGUCCUUAUGAAGUUCAGUCUCAGAGGCCCCAGCUGGCCCCACUUACUACAGAUCUGGCAUCUUCAAGUAUUCAGUCCAAACAAGAAUUGCGGGGCCCUGUCAGGGAGCUUACCUGGAAGUUCCCAAAGGUCCCAGAAGAGCCAGUACAGCCAGAUUUUAACUUUGAUUUGCAGCAGCCUCAACCUUCUGACAGUGUAGCAGUCCAGUGUUGGGAAAAUAGGGUGCAUGUGGAAGUGAAGCAGGACUUCUUUGGUACUGGCCAGCUGCUUGAGCCUUCUCUUCUGUCUCUAGGGGGCUGUGCUGUAGUGAACGUGGAUUCAGUUGCCAGAGUUCUGAUCUUUCAAUCUGAACUUCAUGAGUGUGGUAGUCAGCUUGUGGUGACUGACAAUGAGCUUGUCUACAUCUUUACUCUUGACUAUAGACCAGCAGAAUUCCAAAGCACUCCAAUUGUAAGGUCCAGUGCUGCUACAGUUGGUAUUGAAUGCCACUACCCCAGGAGACACAAUGUGAGCAGUAAUGAACUGCAGCCAGCUUGGAUCCCAUAUGCGUCCACCAAGGUUGCAGAGGACAUUCUGGUCUUCUCCCUGAAGAUCAUGACUGAUGACUGGAUGUUUGAAAGGCCUUCAAAGGUGUUCUUCCUGGGUGAUGUCUUAAAUAUUCAGGCAUCUGUGAAGCAGUACAACCAUGUUCCCCUUCGUAUAUUUGUGGACCACUGUGUUGCCACUACAGGCCCUGACGUGAACUCCGCUCCAGUGUAUUCUUUUAUUGAAAACCAUGGUUGCCUCACUGAUGCAAAGUAUACUGGCUCCAUGUCCAACUUUCUGCCCAGAGUGCACAAUGACAAACUCCAGUUUCAGUUGGAGGCCUUCAGGUUCCAACAAGAAAGCAGUGGUGCUAUUUACAUCACUUGUCUUCUAAAAGCAAGUGCAGCUACGGUGCAGGUUGACGAAAGUCAUAAGGCUUGUUCUUUUAAAGCAAAUGGAUGGGUAUCUUCUGAUGGAGGUGAGGAGGGGUGUGGCUGCUGUGACACAAGCUGUGAGUUGAGGACUGAUGGUGUGUCCAAAGUUCCAGGUUUCCAGUGGGAGGGAAGUUCCCAAGUUGGCCCUCUCCAGGUCUGGGAGAACCAACGUCAAGCCAACAAUGUGAUUUGAUUUCCUUUUUAAAUAAAGCUUUAAGUACUAA
Onychostoma macrolepis is the source of this 1401-nucleotide messenger RNA. Its product is annotated as zona pellucida sperm-binding protein 3-like. Bases 30 to 1370 code for a protein of 446 amino acids. Gene Ontology annotation, biological process: binding of sperm to zona pellucida; positive regulation of acrosome reaction; egg coat formation. Gene Ontology annotation, cellular component: extracellular matrix. The record is from RefSeq and is a predicted model, not a curated record. The transcript is spliced from 8 exons. Gene Ontology annotation, molecular function: acrosin binding. Lineage: Eukaryota; Metazoa; Chordata; Actinopteri; Cypriniformes; Cyprinidae.